Molecule: messenger RNA, 408 nt
Organism: Colletotrichum lupini
Lineage: Eukaryota; Fungi; Ascomycota; Sordariomycetes; Glomerellales; Glomerellaceae
Product: cytochrome b5-like Heme/Steroid binding domain-containing protein
Exons: 1
Coding region: 1-408 (135 amino acids)
Source: RefSeq, a predicted model, not a curated record
AUGCUACUUUCCAAGCUCAAUCGGCCCCGUGGGGCAUCGCUCACCCGAGGAGGACCACCUUCGGGUCCCAAUUCUCCCGCUCCAUACCCUGUUAUCGGCUCUCACUCUCCGCCACUCAACCACCCCGUCGACGCGCAAAGUGCUCUGAGCACUAUGAUGAGCCGCCUCAACACCAGACCUCGCAGCGGCUCCGCUGCCAUGUCCUCGACCAGUCAUCAUCACCACCAGGCCAUGGGCGGCGGGCUAGUACGCUCAAGGUCUACCAUGAGCAUGGGCAGCGCGGGAGCCAUGAGCGGCGGUAGGGCAGCGGCGGGCCAUGUGCCGCAGAGAUCCACGAGCUCCCUCCGGGCACUGAAGCUCAGGAGCGUAAUGGAGCAGAGCGAAGAAAGGGUCGCGCCUACGUUUUGA